CCUCGGAAAUGGACUCAAAGAUUGCGAUCAAAGAGUUACCGCAUUGUGUCAAAUGUCACGGACUUCUCAGACCGCAUGUGGUCUGGUUUGGCGAACCCCUCGACCCGAGUGUUCUUGAGGCGGCACAAACUGAGCUGGACAAAUGCGAUCUUUGUCUUGUGAUCGGCACCUCUUCUAUCGUAUAUCCGGCGGCAAUGUUUGCCCCACAAGUGGCCUCUCGAGGGGUACCCGUCGCUGAGUUUAACAUUGAGAGCACUCCCGGAACCCAUCAUUUCGGAUUUCACUUCGAGGGCGGCUGUGUCUCAACCCUUCCGCAGGCUAUCAGAGCGGUUAAGAACUGAUUAAUUGGUGAACACUGAGAGACAAUCUGUUGUAUUUUUAAUUCAAUUAUUUCAACUCUUUUGCCAAACUAUUUGUACUCUAUUUUUGUUAAUUGUUUUUUUAAUUACUCGCGAAAGAGAAUUAUUUUUAUGCGAAUAUUGUUAAUGAUUUAAUCAAAUGCUUACCAGUUGUCAAAUGAAUACCCCAUAAUGAGAGUCAAUUGAUUGCUUAUUUACAGUAAUAUUUUACGCUCUUUUGAGUACAAAGUCUUAAUUCUAUCAAAUUUAUCCAUUUUAAUGGCAUUUAAUUAUUUUUUAUAAGUUUAUUAUCA
Medioppia subpectinata is the source of this 652-nucleotide messenger RNA. The record is from the annotation of a GenBank genome assembly. Lineage: Eukaryota; Metazoa; Arthropoda; Arachnida; Sarcoptiformes; Oppiidae.